Messenger RNA from Gordionus sp. m RMFG-2023, 2862 nucleotides. Its product is annotated as cytochrome P450 10-like. The record is from RefSeq and is a predicted model, not a curated record. The coding region runs from base 140 to 1891 and encodes 583 amino acids. Lineage: Eukaryota; Metazoa; Nematomorpha; Gordioida; Chordodea; Parachordodidae. Gene Ontology annotation, molecular function: monooxygenase activity; heme binding; oxidoreductase activity, acting on paired donors, with incorporation or reduction of molecular oxygen. The transcript is spliced from 10 exons.
UAAAGAAUUAUUUAAAAUAAUAAUUUAGUCUAAGAAAUCAAUUUGUUAAAUUUAUGUAAUUGAUAUUCCUAAAACAAAUUUCUUUAACAGAGGAUAAGGAGAAGUAUACUAUUAUUUUUCUAAUAAAAGUGAAGAAGUUAUGAAGACACGCGUUAUUACAAUUUUGAAGCAAAUUUUGACCAAAAAUGUCAAUUUAUCGACCUCUCUUAACGAGUGCCCAUACAAGGUCUCAGAAUAUGUCGAUCACAAUCCUAACCCAAAACUUAGCACUUCACUGGCUGAUACUGUAGAUUCCUUAGGUUUCGAAUCGGAUCAUCAACCAAAUAUCGUUUCCGCUGAAAUGGCCUCUCCGAACUUAGAAAUUAGGAUUACUCCAAAAAAACCCGAACAGCUGGCAAAAUCAUCUAUCAAUGAUCCCACUAUAAAGACUUCUGCUCAGAAAUCGUUUCACGAAAUACCCGGGCCUAGGGGCUUGCCUUUUAUCGGAACUUUGCUAAAUUACACUACCAAAAAUUCCACUUACAGCUUAAAUCAUAUGUUUUUGUCUCAGCUAGAAAGAUCUAAGCAAUUCGGACCGAUUUACAAGGAAAAGAUAGGACCCAACUCCGCUGUUUACGUAACAGAUGCUAAGAUAUAUGAGAAGAUUCUCAGAGUCGAAGGGCCAACACCUUACAGAAUGAUAUUAGAACCCAUGUUAAUAUACCGAAAGAAAAGGAAAUUAGCUAUCGGAAUGAGCAACUCGCAAGGCGAAGAGUGGAGACGUAACCGCGUGAUACUCGGGAAAAAGAUGCAGAAACUGAAAGAGGUCGAAAAGUAUAUAUCGUGGAUGGCAGGGGUUGCCGAUGAUUUGUUGAAGCGCAUUUCAUUUAUUUCGGAUAAAAGCCACAUAGCUAAUGGUAUCGAAUUGGAGAUCUGCAAAUGGUCUUUAGAAUCUGUGUGUACCUUUCUAUACGACGAUAGGAUUGGGUGCCUAGAUACACCACCUAACUCUCAAGCCAAGUCCUUCGUCGAAAGUGUGGUGGGAUAUUUUGGAAGUAUGCACCCCCUGAUAUUCGGAGCACCUUUCUACAAAUACUUUUCCACACCCCUGUGGAAAAGACAUAUAGCUCACGCUGACAAUAUGAUAGCUAUGGGGAAGCAUUUUGUUAAUAAAUUUCUACUGGAAAAAUUCCAAAGCUUAUCCAACAGCUCAUCCCUUUUAGCUUAUUUGAUAAACUAUCCUGGAUUACAUAAAAGCGAGAUCAACUUAACCAUUGUAGAUAUGAUGAUGGGAUCCAUAGAAACGACGACGAACACAAUGCUCUGGCUGCUCUACGUUUUAGCUAAACAUCCAAGUCAGCAAAAUAAGCUUUACGAAGAAAUCCUUAGAGUCUACCCCAAAGAUGAUGUAUUUACGUCGGAUACUUUGUCCAAUUUCGUUUAUCUCAAGGCUUGUCUAAAGGAAACAUUAAGAUUAUAUCCUAUAACCUAUGCGACUAGUAGAGUGAUGAUAAAAGACGUAGAAUUAGGUGGAUAUCACAUACCAGAAAAGACACACGUUCAAGGUUGCUUAUGGGCCAUGGGGAGAGAUGAAACGAUAUUUACUAACACACUCAAGUUUAACCCUGAAAGGUGGAUUAAAACGAAAUCAUCGCCUAAAGAGAAUGAAAUGUCAAUCGAUAAAGACUCGACAACAAACUCGGAUAUGGCACCGUUUGUUGCUAAUCUGGUUUGGGGUCACGGAGCAAGACAAUGUCCCGGUAGACGGUUAGCGGAGCAGGAGAUUUAUAUUACAUUAGCUAAGAUUAUAAAGAAAUUCGAGUUGAAAUACGGCCAAGAUGAGGUUAAACCAAUCAUGAAGCCCAUUAUAGGACCUGAUAGACCAUUGAAAAUAAUAUUUGUUCCUCGUUAAAUGUUUUUUUUUAUAUGCUAUAUAUACAUUUUUAUAUAUAAGCUGAACAAUUGUAUAUCUAGUCUUGUUAAAGGGCUCGAUUGGAGCCCAGGCCUGAAGAUUUUGCUAAUAGAAGGAACAAAGGUCUAGACAUAUAUUAUCAAAAUCUCGAGAUUUAUACACUAUUUUUCUGGAUAAAAGUUAGCCGUAUUUAAAAAUCGCCUUAAAACACUAUGUAUUUCUAAAAUUUUUGGCUAUAUUUAAUUUUACAGUUAGUGGCGCAUCAAAAUUUUUCUUCAUAUACUUUCUUAUGUUCGUAUACCAGUUAAAUUUGAGAAUUUGAAACAUGCGAAUCAUUUAUUAUAGCCCUUUAAAAUGUUAAUCUUUUUUUUCUCGCUAGAGUUAUUUCAAAUUGAUAUGUCCAAAUACUAUUAUUUUGCCUUUUAUUUUUAAGUUAAUGACAUGAUCAAUCUCUCGCAAUAACGGCGUAAAAUGGAAAAAAAAUGUAUCUGUUAGCGUCAAUGUGUUUUUUUUCUCGCCAAUGUGUUAUUUUUUUUCAACUUUUAUAUCAUUUUAUUUGAGCAUGUGAGGAAAUGUAUUCUAUCAUGUUUUGUUGUUAAACGGUUAAUUUUGAGCCUCGGCAAAUCAAUUACUUUAUCAUAAAAAUAUUAACUCAGCCUGAAUAUUUAGCUCAUAAAAGAAACAAGGGUUCUAAGCAUAUAUUAUCGAAAUCUUGAGGAAUAUAGGCAAUAUAUUGUUGGCUAAAAUAUAGAGUUAGUUGUUUUUUAAGAAUCGGCUCAAAACGAGCCGUUUGAUAACACUAAUCACGUUUGGAAUACCUAUAUAUCCUAUAAGUAUCAGACAAUUUCUCCAGGAACUUCUGCACUAAAAAAUGAUCUAAAAGUAGGAAAAAUAACAACAUUGAAGCUAACAUAUAUAUAAUUGUAUUAUGGAAUACUUUUUUUUUUACAGCGCAAUUAUUUAUUAUAUUU